UUUUAGCGUGUGGAGGUAUAUUGGGAACGGGCGGGGGGAGCGGAUGGGGCUGGCUGCGUAACACCUGGAAAAGAGGCUCGAGCACCGGUUCCUGCGGCCUCAGAGCAGCCCUUAUUUUCAGUAAUAGCUUCACGUAUUGAAUACAACAAACCGCCUUGGGGCUCACGGAGUUUUUAUUCGUAGCCGGCCUAUUAGAAUUUUUUACUUGGUUUAAAGAGAACACAUGCCUGUUUCAACAGCAACUGUAUUCACUGCCAUAUGUGCUGAGGAAAGCUGGUAAAUUUUUCCAUAACCUUAUGGAGAAAAAGGACUUUGAAGCAUGGCUUGAUAACAUUUCUAUUGCAUUUCUUUCUCUGACGGACUUGCAGAAAAAUGAAACUCUGGAUCACCUGAUUAGCUUGAGUGGAGCAGUCCAGCUCAGGCACCUCUCCAAUAAUCUAGAGAUUCUACUCAAGAGGGACUUCCUCAAACUUCUUCCAUUGGAACUUAGUUUUUAUCUGUUAAAAUGGCUUGAUCCGCAGACCUUACUCACAUGUUGCCUCGUCUCUAAGCAGUGGAACAAGGUUAUAAGUGCCUGUACAGAGGUGUGGCAGACUGCGUGUAAGAAUUUGGGUUGGCAGAUAGAUGACUCUGUUCAGGAUCCUCUACAUUGGAAGAAGGUUUACCUAAAAGCUAUUUUAAGGAUGAAGCAACUGAAGGACCACGAAGCCUUUGAGACAUCCUCUUUAAUUGGACACAGUGCCAGAGUAUAUGCACUUUACUAUAAAGAUGGACUUCUGUGUACAGGAUCAGAUGACUUGUCUGCAAAACUGUGGGAUGUAAGCACAGGUCAGUGCAUAUAUGGUAUCCAGACACACACUUGUGCUGCAGUGAAGUUUGAUGAACAAAAGCUUGUAACAGGAUCUUUUGAUAACACAGUAGCCUGUUGGGAAUGGAGCUCUGGGGCAAAGACACAGCAUUUCAGAGGACAUACUGGUGCAGUUUUUAGUGUGGAUUACAAUGAUGAACUUGAUAUUCUGGUCAGUGGCUCUGCAGACUUCACUGUGAAAGUGUGGGCCUUAUCAACAGGAACGUGCCUGAAUACCCUUACUGGACACACAGAAUGGGUCACUAAGGUCGUUUUGCAGAAAUGCAAAGUCAAAUCUCUCAUGCAUAGUCCUGGGGAUUAUAUUCUCCUAAGUGCAGAUAAGUAUGAAAUUAAGAUUUGGCCUAUUGGAAGGGAAAUAAACUGCAAAUGCUUAAGAACACUGUCUGUUUCUGAAGACCGCAGCAUCUCCCUACAGCCCAGGCUGCAUUUUGAUGGUAAAUACAUAGUGUGCAGUUCAGCACUAGGAUUAUACCAGUGGGACUUUGCCAGCUAUGAUAUUCUCAGGGUUAUCAAACCUCCAGACUUCUCAAAUGUGUCGCUGCUGGGCUUUGGAGAGAUAUUUGCUCUACUGUUUGACAACAGAUAUCUGUACAUAAUGGACUUGAGGACAGAAAAACUGAUAAGCCGCUGGCCUUUACCAGAAUAUAGAAAGUCAAAGAGAGGUUCAAGCUUCUUGGCCGGUGAAAUGUCUUGGUUAAAUGGACUAAAUGGCCAAAAUGAUACAGGCUUGGUUUUUGCCACCAGUAUGCCAGACCAUAGUAUCCAUCUGGUGUUAUGGAAAGAACAUGGCUGAAAAGCUCACAAAUACAGAAUCUUCAGGAACUUAUGGCCUAUCAGCAGUGUCCAUAAAACGAGACUUUGCAUGAACCAAAGUUGCACAUCCAAUGGUAUCAUCAUGCAAUGCACAAUCAGUUACUUUAUUUGGGCAUUUGGGAAUGGGUUGUUUUGGAAAUAAUGCAAUGCAGCAUGCUAUCAGUAUUCACCACAAAUUUUUGUCUAUAUUCAUGUUUAAAUAUACCUAUUUGGGCUCUGAAGUAUAGCUUGUAAUGUUUAAACCAUUCAAAUCUGCUACCAAGUCUGAAAUCAAGUUCUGCUUGACCUGACUUCUGACCUUUUAUUUUUGUUGAAACAGAAAGUGAAGCUACUGUUUUAGAACCAUAGGCUUUUGUACAUCUAAUAGCAAAUACUGGUCGCAGUGCUUGGCUGCUUAACAAAAAUGAGAAAACAUCAAACCCUCUCUCUCUCCAGAAUCUUUCUCUUCAAAAUGUUUUUCCAUAUGAUAGCUUUAAAUACUUAGCCUUUGAAACAGAAGACUCAAAACGAGUCCUUUAGCAUAUAUUUGUCCACAUAUUUUUAUGCUAUUUGACAUGUACUUAAAAGCUGUAUCUACAUCACAUGCUUUAGAAAUGCUUUAGGUUGACCUACCUUCCUUUCUGCCUUCCUGCCUUCCCUCCCUCCCUCCCUCCCUCCCACCUUAAUGUCAUUUUUUUUUACACAACUUGAAAACGUGAGUUUUCAUGAAAAUUGGCUCAAGCCCUUGAAAAGACAAAACUGUCUAGCAUUACUAGUGUGAUUUUUUUCUUCCCACUAUUCAAGGAGACCUGAUUUCAUACUUAAUACUGAAGGAAGGCCACGAUUCCCAAAUGCGUGUGGUAUGAAUUACACCAGUGAAGGGGAGUUUUCAUAUGCAAGAAUCGGUAUUUGAGGAUGCCACAGGAGUUGCUUAAAGUCACAGUGGAGUAGUCUCUUAAAUACAAGGCCAGACUCUUAAGCACUCAGUUUUUCCGCCUUUACUCACGUCAAUUUACUUUGAAAAAUGUUGUCUGUACUCAAGGAUUUUAUCAAUUGGAAGCCAAAUUCACAAUUCUCAAUUCAAACUGCACUGUGUGGAGCAUAAAUGAUGAGCUCAGAAAAGUGAGCUUUUGUUGUCUCACUCCUAAGUGAAGAAAGCUUCCGUGAAAAAGAAUGUUUUCAAUAACUGAACUUCAAUAACUUGUCUUGAAACCCAGUUCUCAUCAUUCCUAAUGUGGGAGUAACACAACAGUAUCAUUAUGAUGUGUGCUUCUGAAGGAACCACCUAUACAGGACUGCAUUAACUUUGAAAGAUUAAACAGAGGAGUGGCAGAAAUGUCCUUUUUUCCAAAUCAGCAAAUCAGGAAAACUUGGUUAACUACUUCUUUUAGUGACCUUGAUUAUACAGAGUCCACAGAGAGGUGGAGCGCAAGAUGGCUGAGAAACUGACCCAGGCUGAGCCCUCCAGACGGGAAGGUGGUGGGCGUGGGAUGGGGAGGCACUGCUACUGUCUCCAGCUAACUAUUAAGCUAUAAAGAAAACAGUGUCAGACUCAUUUGGCAUCUUGCAGCAAGACAAUGGUCAAUGGUUCUUGUGACAAGAGGAAUUCUCCAGUGAGAUUAGUUUAAGACUGAAACAGGUUGCCCAGCCUUCCUAGACAAAGCCCUAAGCACACCAUGCUGUAAGGAGGGAAUUGGGCUUUCUAAAUGACAAGUCUGAAAUUCUAAAUGGACCUGUUGCCACACAAGACUGUAUGACUGACAGCAGCAGGCAUCUCAGAUCCUAAUACAGCUGACAGUUUGUGGAUACAGACUGGGAGAUGCUGGACUGUAAAUCGAAGUAAAAGUUCCCAUUGGACAUUGCUAAUGAUACUGUCCCACUAAUGACAGAGCUCUUUAAGGGCACAGGUAUGUGCCACUACCAAGUAGAUAAAGGAAUGAAAGCAUGACACUAAUGUAGAAAUUUUAAAAAGCAUACUUGCUCUCACACACACUUCUCUCUGUCAGACACCAGUGUCAGGUUAUCACUGCCUUCAGAUGAGCCUUCAGUAGGAAGGUUCUAGUAUAUUGCAACAACAUAUGCAAUGCAGAAGCUGAAACUGUGAAACUGAAACUGUGAAAGAGAAAUGAGCAAAUGGUUUUCCUGUUUGCUUUGGUUUCCAUCUGGCCCUUCAGCAAAAGUCACUACUUAGCACUAUUUCCAGAUAGAGGUUGGAAAAAAUGCGGCUUCUGUACCCUUACACCGACCAAGGAAGCAAUAUAAUUCAACUUACCCAUCACCCCAUCACAUUAAGGACUAAAAUCCAACUUGUGUCUCAAUUUCACAAAAUAUUUUCAUACAAGGCUUCAAGGUGCCAGAAAAAAAAA
This is a messenger RNA of Motacilla alba alba, 4026 nucleotides long. RefSeq names its product F-box and WD repeat domain containing 2 (gene FBXW2). The coding region runs from base 297 to 1661 and encodes 454 amino acids. NCBI's taxonomy places the organism in Eukaryota, Metazoa, Chordata, Aves, Passeriformes, Motacillidae. The record is from RefSeq and is a predicted model, not a curated record. Gene Ontology annotation, molecular function: protein binding. The transcript is spliced from 7 exons.